AUGUAUGAAAGUAUUGUUGAUCAAAUGAAAUCGUAUGAACAGUUAAAAUUAAUUGAUUGGACAAAUAAAGCAAGAUUAUUGGCUGUAUGCCAAAUGAAUAGUAACAUACUAGUUUGUAUUAGAACACAAACUAAUACAGAUCAAAGUCAUUCUGAAAGUAAUUUACUUAAGAUCGAAGAUUUAAAAGAUUGGUUAAAGUGUUCUAGAAAAUCAAAUCAAAUACUAUAUGAUAGUAAACUAAUGUUUAAAACUAAUUUUAAUGAUCAAGUUUAUGAGCUAAUUGAAGAAGCAGAGAUGAUGGAAAACUUGGGAAUUGUUUUACCUGGAGAAAUGCAAAUGUUAUUAGCUAAGAAAAAUAGUUUACUGGAUGACAUAAUGAAAGUGAAAAACGUGGUUAAUACAUAUAAUACAUUUAUUUCUUCUAUGAGCAAUUUAGAAGUAAGUUUUCUUUGA
Molecule: messenger RNA, 453 nt
Organism: Rhopalosiphum padi (bird cherry-oat aphid)
Lineage: Eukaryota; Metazoa; Arthropoda; Insecta; Hemiptera; Aphididae
Exons: 3
Coding region: 1-453 (150 amino acids)
Source: RefSeq, a predicted model, not a curated record